This is a messenger RNA of Paralichthys olivaceus (Japanese flounder), 2738 nucleotides long. The record is from RefSeq and is a predicted model, not a curated record. NCBI's taxonomy places the organism in Eukaryota, Metazoa, Chordata, Actinopteri, Pleuronectiformes, Paralichthyidae.
UGCAAUCACCAUAUCAGCCUUUACAUGACGCUGCUGCAGAGAGGUGCUCGUCAGACCAGUUUUCAGAGGCAGAGUUUGGCUAAAAGUAUUUGGGGACGUCCUCAUAGCCAGAAGUUAAAAGUGAGGGAGCUGCAUUUUUUCGUUUUGAAAAAGGUGUCACAGGCAAUUUGUUUUAUGUGACGGGUGGUUUAACAGAAAUGUAGGAUUGAGGUGGACACACAUCUGGAGCUGAACAGAAGAGUGAAUGUGUUUGAUCUCGUCACUGGAGGAAUAACACAGCUCAGCCCAGUCUGAAGCUGUGAGGUCUCAGCAUCUGGACCAUGUUCUCCUCUGCUGUCCCGUACAAAAACCAGCACUACGCUGAGUUGAAGAAUAACUGUAUCAAGGACAAGACGCUGUUUGAGGAUCCAGAAUUUCCAGCCACCAAUGAAUCUCUGUAUUACCGGAAACCGCCUCCUGGUAUUGUGCAGUGGAAACGACCAGGGGAGAUAUCCAAAAAUCCCCACCUGUUUGUGGAGGGCAUCAGCUCCCACGACCUGAACCAGGGUGUUGUGGGGAACUGCUGGUUCGUUGCUGCCUGCUCCUGUCUGGCCCUAAAGCCAGAACUCUGGAAGAAGGUGAUCCCUGACUGGAAGGAGCAGGAGUGGGAUCCCAAUCAUCCGGAGAGCUAUGCAGGAAUCUUCCACUUUCAGUUCUGGGUGUUUGGAGAGUGGCUGGAUGUGGUGGUGGACGAUCGGCUGCCGACGAUUGGUGGAGAACUCAUCUACUGUCAUUCAAAAACCAACAAUGAAUUCUGGAGCGCUCUCCUGGAGAAGGCCUACGCCAAGCUUGCAAGCUGCUAUGAGUCUUUAGAGGGGGGAAACACUGGAGAAGCUGUGGUGGAUUUUAGUGGCGCUGUGGCUGAAGCCAUCAGCCUGGAGGAGGAUGCCUACUACAAAGACCAGGAAAAACAAGACAAGCUGUUUGAGGACCUACUGAAGGUCUACAACCGUGGAGGAAUCAUAAGCUGCUCCAUUAAGGCAGAUCCUCAUGAAAUCGAGCUCAGGAUGGCAAAUGGGCUGGUGAAAGGACAUGCGUACGCCGUUACUGCAGUGAAUAAGGUGCGUCUGGGUCACGGGCUACUGGCGUACUUCAAGAACGAAACCAUCUCCCUGAUCCGCAUGAGGAACCCCUGGGGCAAGACUGAGUGGAAAGGAACCUGGAGUGACAGCUCUGAGGAAUGGUCAAAGGUUGGGGAUACCGAGAGGGGCAACCUCGGCAUCACGGUGGAGGAUGAUGGAGAGUUCUGGAUGUCUUUCACAGACUGGUGCAAGUUCUUCACAGAUGCAGAUGUUUGCCGUAUCAUCAACACUUCGCUGAUUAGCGUCCAUAAGACAUGGCAUGAGGUUGUGCACUUUGGGAGCUGGACCAAAAACGCAGAUCCUCUAUUGAACCGCUGUGGCGGCUGCGCCAACCACAAGCAGACAUUCCUGCAAAAUCCACAGUAUUUGUUUGACGUGACAAAGGAGGUCGAUGAAGUUCUAAUCUCCUUGCAACAGAAAGACUUGAAGAUGCACAGACGACAUGGUCAAGGAGAAAAUAUAACUGUCGGCUUUGGUAUCUUUAGGGUGGAGCUGAACAGGAAGUAUCGGAUGCAUGACAUCUUGACUCAGCAGUGCGUGGGGACCUCCGCCUACAUCAAUGCCCGGACAGUGUUUCUGAGAUGCAUGCUGCCGCAGGGCCGCUACAUCAUCUUCCCCACCACCUUCAGGCCUCAGACGCUGGGGGAUUACAUGAUCCGAGUUUUUACUGACGUGGACUCGGGCUGCAGGGAGCUGACAGAGGAUAAACCCAAAGUACGAUGCUGGAGCUCAUUUCUGGGCUACCCGCAGGUCGUCACUCACGUCUACGUCCACGGAGCUGAGGGGCUGCAGGACCAGGAUAACCCAGGAGGUGCAGACCCGUAUGUGAUCAUAUCCUGUGAGGGCCGCUCGGUGCGCUCCACCACCAAGAAGGACACUUUGCAACCAGAAUUCAAGACCAGCGCCAUUUUCUACAGGAAGAAGCCCAGGAAGCCUAUAACUGUGCAGUCCUCCUCAGGUGUGGAACAGCAACGCGUUGGCGGACGAGUUCAUGGGCCAAGUUGUGCUGUCCGGCUCGGUGAAGGACACCACCGAACCCCAGAGGCUCCAGCUGAGGAAGCGAGGCCGGCAGAUGGCUGACGAGAUGCCCGGCACCAUCGGCGUGAGGAUUGGUACUUCCACUCAGCUGACCGCCAUGUGACCUUGGCCAUCAGUGACUUUAAAGAGAUCCGACUCAUUGCUGAGUCACUGAACUAUAUGUGGAAGACAGAAGCACCAAAACCAGCAGCUUUGUUUUCCACCACUGUAAAACAUGUGAUCACAUUGAGCAGUUUUACAUUAUUACACUAUUGGACAGACUGAAUGUCACUUCCUGUUAGUUUUUAUACAAACUGUUUGCCUUUUUAAUUUCUCUCAUGACUUUUCAUUUUUAUAUUGACAUUUAUCAAGUUGCUUAUGAAGACACCAUCCCUCUAUUCUUACACUACACAUACUGUGAUUAAUAUGGUCUUCACCAUAUGAUUAUCAUAUUUAUGGCCUGUAUUCAUCAUAACGUGGAGAAAGUUACUUAAAAGCAUGUACAACUGUUCUCAUUCAUGUAUCCUCAUGUAUCAGUUCACCUCAUGAUCAUUAACGAAAAAAUAAACCUCAGCUUCAUCACAAGCAUCGUCACAAAAA